Molecule: messenger RNA, 1274 nt
Organism: Drosophila gunungcola (fruit fly)
Lineage: Eukaryota; Metazoa; Arthropoda; Insecta; Diptera; Drosophilidae
Product: alpha-tocopherol transfer protein-like
Exons: 3
Coding region: 130-1056 (308 amino acids)
Cellular component (GO): membrane
Molecular function (GO): phosphatidylinositol bisphosphate binding
Source: RefSeq, a predicted model, not a curated record
CAGACAUUCAGUUUCUGUUACCGUCUUGAGCGCUUCGGUUGUGUGCUAUUGAUCAUACGCCGCGUUAUCCGUUGGAUAUACUACCUAAAGGAUUACCUCUGACCAACUAACCAUCUCAUUCUAACCAAGAUGAUGAUGCUACACCCCACACCCGACCAGCGCGUGAGCAUCCGCGAGGAGCUGCGUGAGCCGGAGGACCCAGCAGACAUUGAGCGCGACAUUAAGUUGAUCCGCGAGUGGCUGGAGACGCAGCCCCACCUGCCCAAGGACAUGGACGACAUGCGCCUCACGACCUUCCUGCGCGGCUGCAAGUUCAGCCUGGAGAAGGUGAAGAAGAAGCUGGACAUGUACUACACCAUGCGCAACGCGGUGCCCGAGUUCUUCUCCAAUCGCGACAUCAAUCGCGAGGAGCUCAACAUCGUGCUGGACUAUGUGCACUGCCCCACUCUACCGGGAAUCACGCCCAACGGUCGCCGCAUCACGUUCAUCCGGGGCAUCGACUGCGACUUCCAGCCCCACCACAUCCUGGACGCCAUGAAGGUGGCCCUGAUGAUCGGCGACGUGCGGCUGGCGGAGGAGAGCGUCGGCAUUGCCGGCGACGUCUUCAUCCUGGACGCCUCGGUGGCCAGCGCCGCCCACUUUGCCAAAUUCUCACCGACCGUGGUGAAGAAGUUCCUGAUCGCCGUGCAGGAGGCCUAUCCGGUGAAGGUGAAGGAGGUGCAUGUGAUCAACAUCUCGCCGCUGGUGGACACCAUCUUCAACUUCGUGAAGCCGUUCGUGAAGGAGAAGAUCCGCAGCCGCAUCACCUUCCACAACGACGUGGAGAGCCUCUACAAGGUGGUGCCGCGCGACCUCCUGCCCAACGAGUACGGCGGCAAGGCCGGCGGCGUCGUGGAGCUCAACCAGUGGUGGAAGCAGAAGCUGGUCGACAACACCCAGUGGUUCAAGGAUCAGGAGGACAAGAAGGCCAACGAGUCCCUGCGCCCCGGCGCCCCCAAGACCAGCGACGACCUGUUCGGCAUGGAGGGCACCUUCCGCCAGCUGAACAUCGACUAGGGUCUCGGACUGUCCUCGUCCUGCGAACCUCAUCCCAGCUUGUCUAACCGUUUAUAUCAGCCGCUCAUUUGUUUAGUCCAAGCUCGUGUGCAUGACCCUUGCUUAAUUGCUUCAUUCUCUCGCCAGAACCCAUUGUUAAUCUAUCUUUAUAUCACCAGUACAUUGCAGUAAUUACAAUAAUAAAGAACCAGCAGCAUAUUAAGGAAUGAAUAAAUAAA